This is a messenger RNA of Ornithorhynchus anatinus (platypus), 510 nucleotides long. RefSeq names its product histone H2A type 1. The record is from RefSeq and is a predicted model, not a curated record. The transcript has a single exon. The coding region runs from base 50 to 442 and encodes 130 amino acids. Gene Ontology annotation, cellular component: nucleosome. Gene Ontology annotation, molecular function: DNA binding; structural constituent of chromatin; protein heterodimerization activity. NCBI's taxonomy places the organism in Eukaryota, Metazoa, Chordata, Mammalia, Monotremata, Ornithorhynchidae.
CAGUUUAUUUUGUUCUACGCAACUACUGCAGGAAGGCUCCUUUGUCGCCAUGUCUGGACGCGGAAAACAAGGAGGCAAAGCCCGUGCUAAAGCUAAGUCCCGUUCCUCACGGGCUGGUCUGCAGUUCCCGGUAGGGCGUGUGCACCGGCUGCUGCGCAAGGGCAACUACGCGGAGCGGGUGGGGGCGGGCGCGCCCGUCUACCUGGCCGCCGUGCUCGAGUACCUGACGGCCGAGAUCCUGGAGCUGGCGGGCAACGCGGCCCGAGACAACAAGAAGACCCGCAUCAUCCCGCGGCACCUGCAGCUGGCCAUCCGCAACGACGAGGAGCUCAACAAGCUGCUGGGCAAGGUCACCAUCGCCCAGGGUGGCGUCCUGCCCAACAUCCAGGCCGUGCUGCUGCCAAAGAAAACUGAGAGUCACCACAAGGCCAAAGGAAAGUAAAGCUGCUGCAAAAUAAACCGGGUUGUUAAAUCCUCCAUGAAACCAAAGGCUCUUUUCAGGGCCACCCA